AGAGCAGUGGAGGGAUUGGCAGAGGGGUGGAGUGGAGGGGAUUGGCAGAGAGGGGUGGAGGACACUGAGUGGAGGUCAGUGGAGGGAUUGGCAGAGAGGGGUGAAGGACACUGAAUGGACAGUGGAGGGAUUGGCAGAGAGGAAUGGAGGACACUGAGUGGAGGCCAGUGGAGGGAUUGGCAGAGAGGGGUGGAGGACACUGAGUGGAGGCCAGUGGAGGGAUUGGCGGAGAGAGGGGUGGAGGACACUGAGUGGAGUAAGUGGAGGGAUGGAGAGGGGUGGAGGACACUGAGUGGAGGUCAGCAGAGAGGGGUGGAGGACACUGAUUCAUGAGGGAUAGGGGGAGGGGUGGAGGACACUGAGUGGAGGUCAGUGGAGUGAUUGGCAGAGAGGGGUGGAGGACACUGAAUGAGGCCAGUGGAGGGAUUGGCAGAGAGGGGUGGCAGAUACAGAGUGUAGGCUGGUGAGGCGAUCGGAGACUGAGGGGUGAGGUGAGGAGUAGAGAGAUAGAUUUGUGUGUCGUCGGCAU
Messenger RNA from Staurois parvus, 529 nucleotides. The record is from the annotation of a GenBank genome assembly. NCBI's taxonomy places the organism in Eukaryota, Metazoa, Chordata, Amphibia, Anura, Ranidae.